ACUUGAAAUUUGACUUAUUUAUAGGAACGUGCCCGUCAACGAUAAAUAUUUUAUUUCGAAAAUGCAGUUAAUGCCAUUACUGCUAGUUGUUAUUUGUUGUGGCAGUAUUCCUACUGCCCUAGGUCAGAAGGAUAAUCAUUUCGCUUCUGGUAGGAACACAAUCGUUCAUCUGUUCGAAUGGCAUUGGGAUGCGAUCGCUGCCGAAUGCGAAAAUUUCCUGGGGCCCAAUGGAUUUGCUGGAGUACAGGUAUCACCACCGAAUGAAAACUCCGUUAUAGGAGAUCGACCAUGGUGGGAGAGGUACCAACCGGUGAGUUACGCUAUAAACACCCGAUCCGGAGACGAAUCCUCAUUCGCCAAUAUGGUGCAACGUUGCAAUAACGCCGGAGUGAGAAUCUACGUAGACGCUGUAUUCAAUCACAUGUCGGCGACAUCCGGUAGCGGUACGGCGGGAAAUACAUGCGAUAUAGGAUCGUUGUCUUAUCCUGCGGUGCCGUUCGGUUCGGGCGAUUUCCAUUCGAGUUGCGACAUAAAUAAUUAUCAAGACGCCAACAAUAUCAGAAACUGUUGGUUGAGCGGUCUGCCGGAUUUGGAUCAAAGCAAGGAUUACGUCCGUCAGAAGAUCGUGGAAUUUUUGAACCAUUGUGUGGAUUUGGGGGUGACGGGAUUCAGAGUCGACGCGGCUAAGCAUAUGUGGCCGGCGGAUUUACAAGCCAUCUACGGUAGCGUCAAGGAUCUAACGGGAGGCGGAAGACCUUUCUUUUACCAAGAGGUCAUCGAUAUGGGUGGCGAGGCCGUUUCCAGAGACGAAUAUACCGGAUUCGGGGACGUGUUGGAAUUUAGGUUCGGUAACGAAUUGGGAAGGGCUUUUCAAGGUCAAAAUCCGUUGCAUUAUUUGGAAACUUGGGGGACGACGUGGGGAUUGUUGGACGGAUCCGAGGCGGUCGUUUUUAUAGAUAAUCACGAUACGCAAAGGGGCGAUAACGGCAAUAUUUUAACGUAUAAAAAUUCUAAACCGUACAAGAUGGCGAUCGCUUUCAUGUUGGCGCAUCCUUAUGGGGUGACUACUAGGAUUAUGUCGAGUUAUUACUUCGACGGUCAUGAUCAGGGUCCGCCGGGUGAACAGCCUGGUUUCAACGAUGACGGUAGUUGUACCAACGGUUGGGUUUGUGAACAUCGCUGGAGGCAAAUAUACAAUAUGGUGGCGUUUAGGAACGUCGUUGAGGGGACGAGUUUGACCAAUUGGUGGAGCGAUCAAAAUCAACAGAUAGCUUUCGGUAGGGGGGACAAAGGUUUCGUUGCUUUUACCUUGCAGGGGGAUAUCAAUCAAAGUUUGCAAACUUCCUUACCGGCUGGUACUUAUUGUGACGUUAUUACCGGUAAUUUGGAAAACGGUUCUUGUACAGGGAAGAGUGUUAGUGUCGACGGGAGCGGUAUGGCUUCCAUUUCUUUGUCUUCGAACGAUGACGAUGGGGUUUUGGCUAUACACGUAAACGCCAAACUUUAAUUAGGAAAAUAAUAUACAUAUA
Molecule: messenger RNA, 1529 nt
Organism: Diorhabda sublineata
Lineage: Eukaryota; Metazoa; Arthropoda; Insecta; Coleoptera; Chrysomelidae
Product: alpha-amylase-like
Exons: 5
Coding region: 62-1507 (481 amino acids)
Biological process (GO): carbohydrate metabolic process
Molecular function (GO): alpha-amylase activity; cation binding
Source: RefSeq, a predicted model, not a curated record